AUGUCCAUCACCAAAGUUCACGCCCGUCAGGAAAGCUCCCUUAUCUUUGAUUCUCGUGGAAACCCCACCGUCGAGGUUGACGUCUACACCGACAAGGGCCGCUUCAGAGCUGCAGUUCCCUCAGGUGCUUCCACCGGAAUCCAUGAGGCCGUCGAGCUUCGUGAUGGCGACAAAUCCAACUAUGUCGGCAAAGGUGUUCUUAAAGCCGUCGCUAACGUUAACGACACGAUCGCGCCAGAGCUCAUCAAGUCGGGCAUCAAGGUUACUUCCCAGAAGGACAUCGACGACUUCCUUAUCAAGCUCGACGGAACACCUAACAAGGGGAAGCUUGGUGCUAACGCCAUCCUUGGUGUAUCUAUCGCGGUAGCGGAGGCAGCAGCGGCCGAGAAGGGAGUCCCGCUCUAUCAGCACCUGGCCGAUCUUGCAGGCGUCAAGCCGCCUUUCGUUCUCCCCUGCCCUGCAUUCAACGUUAUCAACGGUGGAUCCCAUGCCGGAAAUAAGCUGGCGUUCCAAGAGUUCAUGCUUCUUCCGACCGGCGCAACUUCGUUCACGGAGGCAAUGAAGAUUGGUACCGAGACCUACCACACCCUCAAGAAGGUUAUCAGCGCAAAAUACGGCAUCGAUGCCGUCAACGUCGGUGACGAGGGUGGCUUUGCUCCCAACGUUUCUGGUGCUGACGAAUCCCUUGAACUUCUCUCUGAGGCUAUCAAGAAGGCUGGCUAUGAGGGUAAAAUCAAAAUCGCUUUGGAUGUCGCGUCUUCCGAAUUCUACAAGGAGGGGAAAUACGAUCUUGAUUUCAAGAACCCUAACUCCGACCCAACUAAGUGGAUCUCUGGUGUUGAACUCGCCGACCUCUACCUCGGCUACAUUAAGAAAUAUCCCAUUGUAUCCAUUGAAGAUCCAUUCGAUCAAGAUGACUGGGAAGCUUGGACCCACUUCAACGCCAACAGCGGCAUCCAAAUUGUUGGUGACGAUUUGACUGUCACCAACCCCCUCCGAAUCAAGACCGCCAUCGAAAAGAAGGCUUGCAACGGUCUGCUCCUCAAGGUCAACCAGAUCGGCACCAUCUCAGAGUCCAUUCAAGCUGCUCAGCUCGCCCAAUCAGAUGGUUGGGGAGUGAUGAUCUCGCACCGUAGCGGUGAAACCGAAAACACUGUCAUUGCUGAUCUCGCUGUUGCUCUUGGUGUCGGCCAAAUCAAGACCGGAGCCCCUGCUCGCAGCGAACGUGUCGCUAAAUACAACGCUCUCCUCCGCAUUGAGGAGGAACUCCCUGAUGCUUCCUUCGCUGGCGACAAGGGCCUGUCCGCUGGCCACACCCCUCCCGCCCUCCUUAAGAAGUAA
Messenger RNA from Pleurotus ostreatus (oyster mushroom), 1341 nucleotides. RefSeq lists its product as uncharacterized. Gene Ontology annotation, biological process: glycolytic process. Gene Ontology annotation, cellular component: phosphopyruvate hydratase complex. The record is from RefSeq and is a predicted model, not a curated record. Gene Ontology annotation, molecular function: phosphopyruvate hydratase activity; magnesium ion binding. Bases 1 to 1341 code for a protein of 446 amino acids. Lineage: Eukaryota; Fungi; Basidiomycota; Agaricomycetes; Agaricales; Pleurotaceae. The transcript is spliced from 7 exons.